This is a messenger RNA of Caenorhabditis remanei, 1029 nucleotides long. RefSeq lists its product as uncharacterized. The transcript has 3 exons. Lineage: Eukaryota; Metazoa; Nematoda; Chromadorea; Rhabditida; Rhabditidae. The record is from RefSeq and is a predicted model, not a curated record. Bases 1 to 1029 code for a protein of 342 amino acids.
AUGUGGAUAUCACACUCAAUCAUUUCCAUCAUGAACAUGAGCUACUGCACUGAAUCCAACUAUUUGGACACUUCAGAAUUUCAAUCUUUAUUCCUUCAUUUCUUCGGAUUCUUCGCAAUACCGGUUCACAUCCUAGGCGCAUACUGCAUACUAUUCAAAACUCCACCAGCAAUGAAUUCUGUAAAAUGGGUUCUGUUAAAUUUCCAUUUAUGGAGUUGCUUUCUGGAUUUCGCGUUGAGUUGGUUAACUACUCCAUAUGUUAUAUUUCCAGCACUUGCUGGUUAUCCUCUAGGAGUUUUGAAAACUUUGGGAAUUGGCGUCGGAGAGCAGAUUCUCUUUAUCAUGGCUACAGUUGGAGUCCUACUGGUAGCAAUGGUUUUGAUCUUCGAGACCCGUCUCCUGGUCCUUUUUGACUUUCAACAUUGGUGGCGGCGUAUUCGAAUUCCUUGGUUCAUUCUAGACCACAUCGUUGCUAUAGUCUACUUCAUUCCACUCUACAAUAGAAUUCCAGAUCAGUCAAUUCUGAAAGAAAUAAUCAUACUUCGUGUGAAAUGUGUUCCAGUCUACGUCGACAUGAAUUCAAUGUACUUAUUCUCAAAUGUAAAAGUAGUCCCAACAACAAUUGUGUCUCUUAUUAUGGCUUUUUAUAUGUAUCAAGUACUCAUAUUCACUUCCCUCACUGCUUGGUUUCUUAACAAACAAAUGAAGAGGAGCAUAUCUAAAAACACAAUAAAAAUACAAAAGAAAUUCCUCAUUGCAUUAGUUUUACAGAUGGUAAUUCCAGCCCUCAUAAUGCCUGCUGGUUAUCUCGUGUUUUCCGCUUGGUGUAAUUUUCAUUUCCAGUAUUUCAAUAAUAUUUGUCUGAUUAUUAUAUCGUCUCAUGGUUUUUCAACAACUAUCGCAAUGCUACUUAUUCACACUCCGUAUCGCGAGUUCUUGUUGGGUGGCUCCAGGUUUCGGACGAGAUUUCGAAGUGAGAAGAAGAAUUCUGUGAGAGAUAUGAUGACUACUGGAGUAACUCGUAAUUAG